AUGCUAGCUCUCGCUCCUCUCCUCCUGCUCGCCGUGCGUCCUGCCGUCGCCGCCUUUAAUUUGGACACUGUGGUGACGGACUACUGGUAUUACGUGCACAAUCACCUCGCAGCUUCAACCUCGAAAGAAUGUCUGGCCGCCUACAGCGCGACGAUUGACUGCGAUCAGACCCUUCUGGGCAUGGUUUCAUCGGGCAGUCCCAACUUCAACCCAGACGUGGCCGAUGUCGAGAGCAUGUGCUCAACCACAUGCAAGGAUUCGCUUGACUCGUACGUGGAAAAUGUCAAAAAGGCGUGCACGGCGUCUGGUGAUGGUGCCCUUUUGAGCUCCACGGCAAACCCUAGGCCGAAGGUUCCUGUCCAAGUGGUCGGCGAGGUUUUCCAAUAUGAGUAUGCCUGGUCAUGCUCGAAGAACAGUACCGGAUGGUGUUAUUUCAACUGGGGUUACGGUCGAGAUCCGUAUUACGCCCGUUCCGACUUCCCUUGCACGUCCGGAUGUUCGAUCAAGUUCAUGGAGACGGCGCACGAUUACCCCGGCUCACACUAUGUCUUCAUGACCUAUACACUUAGCGAGCGAUCAAGCUGGUGGGAAAAUGUCUUUGACGAAGGAUGGGAGACAGUCCAACAGUGCCGUAAGAACGGGGAUUCGGGUACCAACUCAGCCGUCUCACAGACCAGAACAACAAGUGACGAGGAUCUGUGGGGUUGGGCCUCAACAUCGAACAGAAGGUCUGGUUUGUUUAAUUCAGCUACGGCGAGGACACAAACAGCGACAGCGUCGGAUGAAGAAUCAGGUCCGACGCAAACCGUUACCGAGACACACGAGAACACAGUCACCCAUCAAGUCACAGUUACCGCACCUAGUGGAACUUCAACCAACACUUCUGGGGGUGGGAAGACACAGCAAGCUGGCGCUGCUAUGCUGGCAUUCGGAAUAUAUAUUUCCGUUUCUGCGGUAAUGGGCAUGUUGCUGCUUUGA
Molecule: messenger RNA, 978 nt
Organism: Clonostachys rhizophaga
Lineage: Eukaryota; Fungi; Ascomycota; Sordariomycetes; Hypocreales; Bionectriaceae
Source: the annotation of a GenBank genome assembly